AUCAGUGUUUCUAAUGGCUCCGCCCCGUCCAGGAGCAGCCCUCGCCACAAAAUGGCGACACCCAGCAACCCGACGGUAAGAACCACCGUGUUUACUCCGUUCGAAACAACACAGUGAGCAGUGUGCAUUGAGAUCGAAACACCCAUAACUUGAGUUUUCCUAGAAUAGAAGGUGCUGUAGUGCGAAGCAGCAAGUAGCCUAUUUGAACAUUCAGUGUGCGUGUGACACUUGGCGUAAUGUCAAAAUGAGUUUUCCAAACAGUCGUUUUAAUGACGUGUAAUGACAAUGCCUUCCACUGGUUUAACGUAAACCACCUCUCAAGGAGGUAAUUAGAACAUCCUGGAGAAGGAACAAUCGCUUAGGAUCUCUAAAAUAUGCCUCGUCCGCGCACACCGAUUGAGGGUGAGCUUAAUACUCCUUUGAAUACUCCGGUGGUAGAUUACGGCGAUGGCGAAGAUGAAGAUGACACCGGCACGGCAACCUUCGACGCUUCCGAUGAUCCUGCAAUUCAUAACAGCGAGGUGGCGCGCAAAGAUGCUGAACAGCGAUAUUCUGCUCCAGAGUCGAACCACGCUGAAUCAACCAGUCAACAGAUUAGGGCAUCCACGACAGGGACAGAUCCGACCACCGCUAACGCAGCAAGAGCACCGGAAAUUCAUUUUAUCGAGAUGGACCCACCCGCGGAGAAGCCCACAUGCUUUGAAGAUAGCGGAAAAGAGUUAGAACUUGAAGAUCUCAUCGAUGUUGUAACAGUUUUUCAAUGUAAAUUCUGCCGGUAUAAUUGUAUAGAGAAAAGUCUCCUCGUUGCGCAUAUUAAAUCCAAUCACCAAGAAGACAUUUCUAGAGCUAACAGAGAAGAUUCAGCACCUGCCGAACGGGAUUCCGCAGAAGUCUCUCGAGAUCGCGAUUCAUCAACGAAUUUCGCACCAAAGGAAGAGACUGAAUUUGUGGAGCCGUCAACCGAAGCACGGGAGACUCAUCGAGGGGAUGAGCAGGAAUCAUCGUGUGCCAUGACUAUCAGCUCAGUAGAGCACGUAUCAAGAAGAUACUGUGGGCAAAGCAUCCCAGAAGAAGAAGAGCCCCCUGACCAACAAGAAGGCCCACAAUCAAUGCAAGAAGGCAUUCAAGAAGAUCCCGAAGACAAUCAGUCCUACCAAGAUCAACAACAUUCGACUGAUGUGGUUGACGCUGAAGACGGGACGUCCUCGGACUCCAUCGAUGAACCAGAAGAGACUCAAAGCGUAUUCUUGUGCUCGCAGUGUAACACCACCUUUGAAUUGUUUCAAGAUUGUGAAUUACACAUGAAAACGUCUCAUUACCCAUUGUCUACUCCUGGUGUUUCUCCGCUGGACAUCGAAACCGGUCAGACAACAUUAGCUGUACCAGCUACGCCCACAGCCACUGUAACUAGCCCACAUGGUGCAAAUAUCUUUGGUUUGUCCCACACGGCGAACGCCAACAUCGAUGGAACACCCGCAAUUACUACUUACCACUUGGUGGAUCCAUCGGGCUGUGGAACUGGUGUCUCACAAACACUCUUCCACAGAGCACAAGGGGGAUCGCCGUACAUCUACGAUUCCACUACAGCACCGUUGAUAGUCCCUCCAUUACCGCAAAUGCCCCCCUUGGACACGAUGGCGUCCCGACCCUAUCGCUGUACGCAAAAGUUCUGCACUCAGAGAUUUCGCAAGGUGGCAGCAUUACAGUAUCAUCAGCAAAGCCAUCUGGUUCACGCACUUCUCACUGAAGAUGAGAAAGACCAAGAAGAAAAUGAGUUCCAGAAUCGCAAUGAUAAGGGGACCAAUACAGAUCCUCCUGCGGGGAUUAAUCAAUUAUAUAAAUGCCCCGAGUGUGGACUUCGCAUCAUCUCAUGGAAGACGACCGUUCUCCAUCUUUGGAAAGCCCACCAGAUCGAUUGCGAUCUUUACACGUGUACUCUAUGCGAGUAUAAGACUACAUCGUACUACAAACUGCUUAACCAUAAUCAAAUCCACUCAAAUCAACGAAAUUACGUGUGCAUGAUUUGCGGAAAAGAUUUUAAGCAAGUUGGCCAGCUGAGGAAUCAUAUGGUGAUUCAUAAGGAUAAAAACGCAGAAGAAGCCAAAAAUCUCUGGUACUCACCAAAAACAUGUGAUCUUUGUCAGCGGACGUUCUCGGAUACAAAAUGUUUGAAAAAACAUAUUGAGACGGUACACAUGAAACUCAAAAAGUUCGAGUGCACCCUUUGCGGAUAUCAGGCUGCUAGACGAACCAUGUUGAAAAUCCAUAUGAGACAACAUACUGGUGAGAAGCCAUACGUGUGCGAUAGCGCAGGUUGCGGUUAUCGAACAUGCGACCAUAAUUCUCUGCGACGACACCGCAUGAAACACUCAGGUGAAAGGCCCUACAAAUGCCCUCACUGUGCGUACGCCUGCAUACAAGCGGUAUCAUACAAACAGCAUUUACUCAAGAAGCAUCCUCAGCUGGAAAAGAAUAACCUUUUCGAAUGUGAUCGGUGUAAUUUUAAAACGAUAAAUGAAGAAAAAAUGACCGCUCAUAAGGUCGACCAUGAUGAACGAGAUCGUAAGAAGCAGCAGCAGCUGGAAGAAAACGCCAAAGAGGAAGAGAUACGAAGAAAGAUAGGGAAGCCCCUUCAAACCACUGCAGCCGUUUCGUCUAUAAAGAACGCAAUGACAACAAAAAAGCCAUCGAAUUCUGCAUCGAGAUGUAGCGCUAAAAGUUCGCCGACAGCAUCUACAGUGACGAUAUCGACUACGUCCACGUCACCAAGCUGCAUCAAUAACUCAAAUAUCAGUACCUCGAAAGCCGUAACAACAACACCUUCACGAAAUGCCAAUACACAACAAGCGACGAGCCAGUCCUUACUACAACCACUACCGCAACUUCAACCCCAAAACCAAACGAUUUUGCCUGUAUCGCAAGGUGUUCAUAUUCCAGUGGGAAAUAUUAUAGUGAAUUCAUUACCCAUCGUAGUAUCAAUGGGAGCUACUUCAUCCAUUGUAAAUAAUGCUGGAGCUCACCAGCUAAUAUAUACAACUCAACCACAAACAAGCGAACAACAGCAGCAAGCCACACAACAGUCGUUCCAGACUCCAGCCGUAACGAUGAUUGAGACGCUAUCACAAGCACCGCACACUUCAUGACGGCUAGCUGUUAAAGAUAGCGGCCUGUCU
Messenger RNA from Varroa destructor (honeybee mite), 3173 nucleotides. RefSeq lists its product as uncharacterized. Lineage: Eukaryota; Metazoa; Arthropoda; Arachnida; Mesostigmata; Varroidae. Gene Ontology annotation, cellular component: nucleus. Gene Ontology annotation, biological process: regulation of transcription by RNA polymerase II. Gene Ontology annotation, molecular function: DNA-binding transcription factor activity, RNA polymerase II-specific. The record is from RefSeq and is a predicted model, not a curated record.